AUGGCGGCCUCAGCCAAACAGGCUUCUCCUGGGAGCGCCCCCGCGUGGCGGAAGCCCGCAGAGAGACUGAAGGCUGCAGGCGGUGCAAGAACGAAGUCUUUUCUCCGUCAGAACGAAGCUUUUCCCCACUGCGAAUCGUUAGCUUCAUCUCCCCGUCGACAGCUGUCGACGAACUCGCCGGAAGAGGUGCCUGACCGUUCGCAGUCGGUCGCAGAUGUGGUAGAAAUCUUGGACGACCCUGAGGAAGAGACAAGGCAGGAGGCGAAGGAGGAUGAUGUGGCAGUGGCUCUCAGUGACCUCGACAGCGAAGAGGAGGAAAGACGCCUGCUUCAGCUGCAGCAGCGGUUCAGAGAGCAGCGACGUCGCAGGAGGCAUCUUCAGCGCGUGAAGCCUGCGCCGACGAAUGAAAGGGCCUCGGACACGUACUACUGUGAAAAAUGGAUGAACGGGUCAGACUGCGUACAGGAAAUUGGCGAGCGGUGCUUGGAUAUGGAGAGAGGCAUAGAAGCCUACGAGGACUUUUACGAGCUGAAUUUGGACGAAAAGGCGCUCUGGCUCAGUCUCAAGUUCAUUCAUCUCUACCAGCGUUGCAUGGACAAGGUGACGACACCUGGCACGAUGAGCCGCCCGCUUCGAAAGAUGAAGGAAAUGGUCGAGAACCUCUUCCCCUCGAACGUCAUAGGUCCCGGCACCCUGCGGCUUAUGCCUGGGUUCAGGUGUCUGUACACGGGCCAGCUAAGCGCCGUCGGGCUGCACUGCGCAUUCAACGACCGCUGCUGCAUUGGUCACGACGACGAGCGUCUGCCGACCGUGACUUCUCUGCUGCUGAACGAUGAUCGCAUCGAGGACAACAACGAUAUCAUUGUUGUGUACGGAGAGGAAAGCGACGGGAAAGGCCACGGCGCGUACCCAGGUGACCAGAUGCUGUUCAUCGGUGGCACAAACACGCGCAACUAUUCUCUGUGGAACGCAUGGAAGCUGGAGUACCCCGUUCGCGUGAUUCGGGGCUACAAAUGCAAGUCCAGAUACGCGCCGAGCUUCGGGUUUCGCUACGACGGUCUGUACCGCGUGGUGGAAAUGCUUGUUGACUCGAGCAGCGCUCCAUGCGUCGUUCAGCCUCGCACUUCCCCUCCUGCAACGCCUCCUCGAACCCGGCCGUCUUCCGAGAAGACCGGCUCGUGCCACCGCCCAUGUGAUGCGGAUGAGUCGCCGCAGCGUGACAGCAGCUCCCCCCCUGCGCCGAGCUCGCCCGGCGCACGCCCCAAGUGUGAAGGCGAGGCGGCGCGAAGCGGGUCGGCGGAGGAGCGGUGUCGCGGAGAGCAAGAGGAGAAGGAAGAGCACGCGGAGGCGAGCGGUGAGGGCCGUCUCGGCGCGUCUAGCGUCGACGCGCCUUCUGAGGCUGCCGCGUCGACAGCCGUGCCUGGGCGCGCGUCUUCGGCGGCUUCGUUCCGUGGUCCCCAGCGGCCUGCGGCGCGCGGUGCAAAGGCAGAACCGGCCGGGAGGCGGGCCUCUAAUGACAGCCAGUGCCCUCCAGGCGCGUCUGCGGACGCCAGUAGCCGGCGCCGGACACCGCGGGUUGACCGCGCCGACGAGGGAGCGGAUUUUUCCAGUCCCUUCCGAGGCGUCAAGGCUGAGGACACAGACUGCGAGCCACGACACAGUUUGUCGCUGUCCUCGCUCUUUCAGAGCAGCCCGGCGGCGUGCGCUUCAGCGAAUGUAAACCCCGACGCCGUGCGGCAAGCGUGCCCGCCCGACCGCGUGGGGCGAGCGUCCGCGCCUUCCGAUGCCUCGCCGCAGGCCCCAGACACCCAUUCUUCACGCGUCCCCCCUGGACCGCGCGACCCUCCAGAAGACGCCUCCCCCAGGUCUCGUGCCUCUUCGCCAUCUUUGUCUGCUUCCUGCGCGUCUGCCGCGCAGGGGCGGAAGAACGAAGCGCCGACUGCUAACAGUUUACCCGAGGCGCCUGCGAUUCGGACCAAGGCCGAAGAAGACCUCUCUCCGCGCGGGGACCGCCAUAGCGCCCCUCGUGUUCGCGCGUCGCCUUUUCAAACAGCAGAGAAAGGAUUCACAAACAACCUCUCCCGCGACAGUUCUAUUCCUGGCACGCCCCCUUCCGGCGCGGGGUCGGCAGGCGGCAACUCUGAGUGGGCUGAGCGGAAACAGUUGGACGGGCGCAGGGUCUUCAAGUUCGUCCUGGUGUCCAUACACCGCGACAUCUACUUGGCUCCAGAGACCAAACUUCCAGACAGAGACAUCGCUGCGUUCGACUACAGCCUCUUCGAGGAAGACAAGGGACUCAAGAAAGUCAAGACGCUCGCGCUCCAGCAGUACCGGACACACUGCAAAAUCCAGGAGCAACUGCAGGCCUCGUCGGCAGCUGCGCUGACUCGGUCGACGAAAGUGGUUCAGAUAUGGAGCGACUUGCCCCUUCCCUUCGCCGUCGCGGUGCCGCCAGUUCUCAGGCUUCCUGGGCAGACGCAGUCGAUCCUCUCCAACUUCCUCUGCAUCAUGGCCGCCGCCUACAAAAUUUACUCUGAGAUGAAGCUGGCCGCGGACCCCAGGGCCACUGAGCAGCCGUCUGGCGCUCUGCGUGCCCUCCAGAACUACCACACCGCCGUUUCGCUCUCAGCCGCGUCGUCGCGGCCGGGGUGGCGACGUGGUCUCGCUUCGCGUGCCGCUGCGACGCCUCUGCCCCCGUGGGCGCUCUGCGGCUUCUUGCCUGUGCGAAUCAUUCUGACGCAGCUCGACUUGGAGCUGCGGGAGCUUCCGCCGGCGAGCAAGCAGCGCCUCAUCGCGCGCGCUCGACUGGACAGGCGUCGCCACCCGCCGGGCUUUCUGGAGAGCAAGCGCGACAGCGCGCUUCCGUCCUUCAGCAAGACGUCGGAGGAGUUCGAGGAGCUUUUAGCUCAGCUGGAGAACAAACGACGCCUGGGCUGCCGCCACCGGCCUCUCGUCUGGACCGAGACGCGGACGGAGAUCCUCGUCAACGCGGAGCUUGCAAAGGUCUUCUCUCACCAGCUUCUCCCUCAGUCCGCCACCUGCGGGUUGUUCGCGACGAUCGAGCUCUGCAGUCCUCUGCCUGACUCCUGGUCGCCGUGGCGCGACAUUUCGCAGGGCAAAGAGCGAUUUCCGAUCCCUGCGGUCAACGACGUCGACCGCUCUCCCCCGCCCGUCGAUUUCUCGUACCAAGUCCGGAAUGUCUGCUUUUCGCGGCUGCCAAACUUCUGCAUGCUCUGCCUCUGCGCGGGCUGCGUCCCUCGCGGGCAAGAUACGAGCGACUGGGAACGCAUAGAACUCGAGGGCUACAGUUUGGGCCUGAGGGACCCGAAGACAGGCCGCGUGCACUGUGCUGGCAGCAACUUGGCGUUCAUCCGCGAAACGUCGACGAUAGCUGUGUGCACAUCCUACUGCCUGUGCGACAAGAGUGUCUGCAGGAACAGAUACCCCGAAGACUUGGCGUAUCCGGUGCUCGUCGCGAAGACCAAACUGGCGGGCUGGGAGCUGCGCACGCAGGUGGCGAUUCCGAGCGGCGCGUUCAUCAUGCAGUACGUGGGCGAGAUCAUGUGCCGGGCGACGAUGGACGGCCGCAGCCGCCACAACAGUCGAAGAGGCUAUCACAACUACUGCAUGGAAAUCGUUCAAGACGAGUGGGACUGGGAGGACAACUGGAAGCUGCCUUGCAUCGACUCUCUGUUCAUAGGCAACGCCAGUCGCUUCCUGAACCACUCGUGCGAGCCGAACGUCGAGGUGCGAAACAUCUGGCGCGGGCCGCUGCUGCCGGUCGUGGGAGUCUUCGCGCGGCGGGCGAUUCGCGCGGGCGAGGCGCUCACCUACGCCUAUGGCGCGGGCUACGAGACGAUCAAAUGUUGGUGCGGCGCCAAGGCCUGCAAAGGCUACAUCGGGGGCGACCCUGGGAGCGCCGACCGCGAAGGCGGGAAAAAGGAGGAAAACCCCCGCGAGAAGGCCCGCGAGGCGGAGGCCGACGGCGCAGCGACGGAAACAGACGACGACGUCGUCGAGGUUUUCCUCCCUUUGGACGCAGACAGCGAGCGGACAGGGCGCAGUGGCGCCGACGGCCGCAGAACGCAGUGA
This is a messenger RNA of Besnoitia besnoiti, 4092 nucleotides long. Its product is annotated as histone lysine methyltransferase SET/SUV39. The record is from RefSeq and is a predicted model, not a curated record. Gene Ontology annotation, molecular function: zinc ion binding; protein binding; histone methyltransferase activity. Bases 1 to 4092 code for a protein of 1363 amino acids. NCBI's taxonomy places the organism in Eukaryota, Apicomplexa, Conoidasida, Eucoccidiorida, Sarcocystidae. The transcript has 16 exons. Gene Ontology annotation, cellular component: nucleus.